Medioppia subpectinata is the source of this 1462-nucleotide messenger RNA. Lineage: Eukaryota; Metazoa; Arthropoda; Arachnida; Sarcoptiformes; Oppiidae. The record is from the annotation of a GenBank genome assembly.
GUGCGACAAAUCAGUGCAUAAAGUGUGUGGUGUUUGCGGACACUCGGCUAUGGGCAAAAACUUUGGCGCCGUUUCCUGUGAGCCCUGUAAAGCAUUCUUUAGGAGAAACGCGUUGAAAGAACAUCUCAUUUGUCAUUUUGACAACAAAUGCAAAUUAGAUGUCAUAACCAGAAAGUUUUGCUCUAAAUGUCGUUUAGAUAAAUGCCUGGCCAUUGGAAUGAGACGGGAAUGGAUACUCAAUGAUGAGGAGCGGGAGCUCAAGAGACUUAAAACAAUGACAAAUAAAAUGCAAAGAAAUAGUUUAAACAAUUUAAUAAAUAAUGAACAAAAUAAUGAACAUGGUCGAAAUACAACACCAUAUUUAUCUCAGGAAACUUCACGCAUUGAAAAUCACAUUUCAAGCGCCAGUACUUCCGACACAGACUUCUUGUGCGAAUUACUCGACGACAAUAACUUCACUAUCGAUGCACUCAAUGAACAUAUUGUGGACAUCGAGACCAGUAUUGAUGUCAACCAAUUCAUCGACAAUAUAGUAAUCAAUGAAUUCGGUGAUCAAACCAUCGCUACCUCAACAGCGGAUGACUCGCUAAACAGUGAUAACAAUUGCAUACAAAACACAUUCACCACAUUUGCCGUAUCCGACAAAGUGUUUGACAAAGUGGUCGAGUUUGAGAUGUCUGUCAUACCGAUUGGGCGACCCAUCGAUACCAGCAAAACUAGUUUUAACCAGAUGGAAAUGAACUUGCUCAUCGAGCUGCUCGAAGCGACCAAGCUCAUGGGCUUACCAUUGCGGGGCACAACCAUCGAGAUCAACAACACCGACGACUAUUACUCCAUUAUGGGCUAUAAGUUUGACCGAGCGAUCAGAACCCUUACCAGAGUUGUCAAAGGGUUGUCCGCAUUCAACACCAUCUGCGAAGAGGACAAGAUUUUGCUCCUAAAGUACAGCUCAAUACAAGUGAUAUUCUUGCGGUCCAUUCUCUACUUCAACGAUACCGCCGAUUGUGUUCGGGUUCAAGUGAUGUAUUCAAUAAUCGUAUUCAAUCCUGAUCAUUGUAACCUAGCCAACAAAAAUGUCAUUAAACUUCAACAACACAUUUACAUGUAUUUACUUCAACGGUAUUUGCAAUGCAAAUAUGGAUCCGAUUGCGAAGCGAAGACACGAUUCCUGCAACUCAUGAAUAUUAUCAUCGAUUUAAAUGUCUUAAGAGAGGUUCACAAGAGGAAUAUCGAAGAGAGUGCGAAGAUAUCGAUUCCACCGCUUCUCGAGGAAGUACUAGACAUCAAACCCGUUCAACAACGACAACAAUACUCACUCACUUUAAUUCGGUUGUCGUCAUUAAAGCUGUUCCGUCGUCAGCAUCGGGUGUUGAGGUCCUUAUCACAGGCUUUACUCCACAGAACCAUUAAAUUAGUCAACAAUUGUGUUGGGAAUCGGUUUCAAAUCAAACACUUCUUGUAG